AUGGAUUUGUGUGUGAAGAACCUUUUCCUCGCAAAUAGAGCCAUUUCUGAUACAAGUGUUUCCACCAACAACAAGAAUUACUGCAACUCUUCUUCAACUUCUGGAAAUAAUGAUGGUGAUUCUAAUCCUCUUGGAACAAAGUGGGCUCGUCCUAUUCCUGGACCUGAGACUGGCUGUGUACUUGUGGCUAUCGAAAAGCUUGAUGGGGACAAGUUGAAGCUUCUAGGAUUUCAAGAGGUAGUCCCUAGACUAUAUUUUGGAGCUCGAAACACUUUGGAUGAUGCAUCAACGCUUGUCAAGAAAGGGAUUAUCAAGCCUUAUGAUUUCACUUUCUUUACUGGUUAUGCAGGAUGGAAAAUAGAUCAGUUGAGAGGUGAGAUUGAUUCAGAAUGUUGGUAUGCUGAAUUGAGCCAGAAUCCAAAGCAAGACCCAUAG
Vicia faba (fava bean) is the source of this 435-nucleotide messenger RNA. The record is from the annotation of a GenBank genome assembly. NCBI's taxonomy places the organism in Eukaryota, Viridiplantae, Streptophyta, Magnoliopsida, Fabales, Fabaceae.